AUGGAUAAGUCUUGGGUUUGGCUACCAAGGAAUAGCCUUGAGUAUGAGCAAGGAGCAACUUCUUUUGUCUAUGCAUCAUCAGAGAGUUUGGGUAAUCCUUCUGAAAUGUUUUGUCCCUGCAUUGAUUGCCGGAAUCUGUGCCGCCAACCAAUAAACACUGUUUUGGAGCAUUUAGUAGUUAGGGUAAUGGAUCAGAAGUACAAGAGGAAUACUUGUUGGAGUAAGCAUGGGGAUAUAAGGAACCUUAAGACAAAUGUUGAGCCGAGUAGUGAAUGUGAACCAUAUGAGCUUAUUAGAACUGCCUUUUUUGAUGGUGCAAACAAUUCAGAUUCUGGGAAGCAUGAUGGAGAUGAUACCAAGGAUGCGGAAACCAGAGAAGAAGUUGAUUUUAGGAAGAAGCUUAAGGAAGCUGAAAUUCCACUCUACUCGAGAUGUCUCAAAUACAACAAGGUCUCUGCAUUGAUGGGCCUUUAUCAGAUAAAAGUGAAGAGUGGUUUGUCGGAGAACUACUUUGAUCAGCUACUACGGAUAGUUCAUGAUAUGCUCCCUGGAGAUAAUGUGUUACCAACAUCGACAGACGAGAUCAAGAAAUUCCUGAAAAUGUUUGGUUUUGGCUAUGAUGUCAUUCACGCAUGCAAAAACGAUUGUAUCCUUUACCGGAAAGAGUAUGAGCUAAUUCAUAGCUGUCCAAGGUGUAAUGCUUCAAGAUGGGAGGUGGAUAAGCACACGGGUGAGGAGAAGAAGGGGAUUCCAGCUAAGGUACUUAGGUAUUUUCCAAUCAAGGAUAGAUUCAAGCGGAUGUUUAGAUCAAAAAGGAUGGCUGAGGAUUUAUGUUGGCAUUUCAGCAAUCGCAGUGAAGAUGGUACAAUGCGACAUCCAGUUGACUCAAUAGCUUGGGCUCAAGUGAAUGAAAAAUUGCCACAGUUUGCUGCUGAACCAAGAAACCUUAGACUAGGUCUUUCAACUGAUGGAGUAAACCCCUUUGCGAUGCAGAAUACAAAGUAUAGUACAUGGCCGGUUUUGCUUGUUAACUACAACAUGGGUCCAACAUUGUGCAUGAGGGAAGAGAACAUUAUGUUAACAUUAUUGAUUCCUGGACCUACUGCACCAAGCAAUAACAUUGAUGUUUAUCUAUCACCAUUGAUAGACGACUUAAAAGAUUUAUGGAGUGAAGGUAUUGAGGUUUAUGAUUCAUUCUUAAAGGAGAGUUUCACACUGAAAGCUUUGUUGUUGUGGAGUAUUAGUGACUAUCCAGCCUUAAGUACAUUGGCUGGUUGUAAAGUCAAGGGAAAUCAAGCUUGUAAUGUAUGUGGGAAGGAUACACCUUUUAGGUGGUUGAAGUUCAGUCGAAAGCAUGUGUACUUAAGCAAUAGGAAGAGACUUAGACCUGGGCAUCCUUACCGGCGCAGAAAAGGCUGGUUUGACAACACAGAUUUGCCUGUCCGGCAGAACAUCGAUAUCAUGCAUGUAGAGAAGAAUGUUUCUGAUGCUCUAGUGUCUAUUUUGAUGCAAAAUGCAAAAUCAAAGGAUGGGGUUAAAGCACUCAAAGAUUUGGAAGAUAUGGGGAUUGGUAGCAACUUACACACACAGAUGAGGGGGAAAAAAUAUACUUACCUCCAGCUGCUUAUUGGUUGUCUAAAGAAGAGAAAAAGAGAUUUUGUACAAGGUUGUCGAAGUUCAAAGGACCUGAUGGCUAUUGUGCGAAUAUCGACAAUUUGA
Messenger RNA from Camelina sativa (false flax), 1719 nucleotides. NCBI's taxonomy places the organism in Eukaryota, Viridiplantae, Streptophyta, Magnoliopsida, Brassicales, Brassicaceae. The record is from RefSeq and is a predicted model, not a curated record.